Dermacentor albipictus is the source of this 2908-nucleotide messenger RNA. NCBI's taxonomy places the organism in Eukaryota, Metazoa, Arthropoda, Arachnida, Ixodida, Ixodidae. The record is from RefSeq and is a predicted model, not a curated record.
CGGAAAACCGCCUGCUUCUUGGCCAAUCCCCCAUAGUGGGUUCGCGCCACUGUCUGGGACACAAGCCAAGACAAGACAAGAAAGAAUUAGAACAGCAGCAACGACAAGCGAGCAGAGAGAAAAGAAGAAGCCGUCGAUGCGUGGAAAAAAGCCUGUGCGGAGGAAGGAGUUCGCCAGUGCUCCAGGGGCAGGAGUGAAGUCGUCAGGCGCAUGCUUUGUGCCUUUUACUGUACCAGGGCGACCUUCUAGGAGCGUUUUACGGCGUUCUCAUGAACCGCGUUCUCAUAAUUGUACGCAGGAAGAUGCCGAGCGACGUCGGGACAUUGAAGCCGAUGCACCGGGAGCAGAGGUGAAGCCAUUGGACUUGAUGUCCGGCGUCGAGAACUCUACCGUGCCAAGGCCACCCGCCCGUGUUCGCAACGUCGCAACCGGACCUACUCCUGCAUUACUGGAUCCCAGUUGUUCGCCUGCGGGAGACCAGGAUUUUUCCUCAACAGUGCCUGCCUUCAGCACCGCUUUUAUGCUUCGAGGGCGGCCUCAGUCGCCACCUUGAGCUCAUCUCACAGCUCCACUGGAGAACAUGAAACGGAGGUACUGGACAAUGUACAGCUACGGUGUCCAUCUUACACCAUGUGCUGCCAUGAUGUGACGUACCAGUGAGUCCCAGCAUGACUUCAUCCGACGUUUCAGAUCACAACAUCGCAGCUCGCCAGAGCUAUCGGAGCCUGGAGGGGAAUUCAUAUCGGCACUGUUUGGAUAGCAAACGAACAUGGUCGAGAAAAGCCGUGCAUCACCUACCGCUGCUGAGGGCGCACAAACAACGGAAGUUCCAGCAUCCAGAGACUACGACUCGCAAGAAAAUCAGCGUUUCGACUACAACGAAGACGACGCCUAAGACGCCAGCUGUGACUGUACCCUCCAAUCCUUUUCCCAUCGAUACACCGCCCCUGAUGUGCACCUUAACAGCUCCUAACCAAUACAACGGUCCCUUUUACCGCUUCCCGAACUCCCAGACCGUACCAAACAACACCAUUUGUGACUACAUCAUACUAAAUAUUAAACAGUCACCGGACGGCAGCUAUAAUGGUUCAUCGUACAUGUUCCUUCGAGCGCACACCAAUAGGUACCUCUUCACGCUGGACAAUUCCGUUACUUUCCAUGAAAUGAAAGACAGAUUAUUAAAACAGCCGUUCAUGACCAGUGUCAAUAAGAUCCGUGAGAUUCUGGACCUGCACGGCUUCGGCUUCUUCACGCUGGAUACCACCGAUGUACUUGACUACACUGACACAGACAUCGACUUCCUCAAGCUUAUCUUCCAGCAUCUGAAUCAAAUACUGAACAAGCUAGGCGUGCUGACUCCUUUCAACUUUUUUUCCUUCAAGCUGGAGAAUCCAAGGCUAACCCUGGUCGAAUACGCGACAUUCCUAGACAAGAUCAACGGGAUUGCAAGCAUCGUCAUCAUUUUCACCACAACUGACGUUCAAUCGCUUCAACCGCAACCGUCGACUGCUUGGAACCUUCACUGUCUUUACUCCUUCAUCGAGCCUACAUUGGAGGACGCGCUGAACCUAAUCUACAACGUACCAGAACCCUUGAACCGGUUCGCCCUGACAUUAAGCCUCAGAAUGGACGUCUACCGCAAAACUGACCUUUCAGAUAUUUACCAGACUUCACCUGAUGAGACAUUAGCGGAGGCACGUAGCGAUCAGCACCUUUUACGGAAUUUCGAUGAGGAAUGCUAUCCAGCUGUGUACAGAAACGACCCAACGGGCUACUACUUCAAGUACUUGUCAAAAGGCUGCUGCAACUUUGCAAAGUACACUGGUCAAGCAGUCAAAGGAGUGGCUUCAUUUGAGACAUCCCGUUCAAUUGAGGACAAGAUGACCAGCACCAAGAGUAUGCUCCAGCAGCUAGGCAUCCACAGCACACACAUUGUUGGCUGGCUGGCACAUGACGUCACGUUCAACUUGGCUCUGGAGCUGUGUGGUGGCAAAGCAAACCGGCUCCUCAAGAUGCGAGAAUUGGUUGUAUGAUGGCCGCAAGUAACCGUUGAUUACUCGAAGGAGCUCAGCCGACACGUCGUUGGAGGCACGAAUUGGCCUACUUGUCUCCUGGACAUAUAGCUAUUUUUACUCCCAUAUUUGAGACAAUGAACCUUAGUACGUUAUUUAUCGCCAUUUUGCACACGAACUCGUCAAGACUGAAUUUGGUGCCGAAUGAGUUGUGAAAUAUUUUUUGGUCCUGUAUAACAAUGUCCGUUCUCGACCAUGUCCGUGUACGUGCUCUCGUUUCUGAUUGCAUCCUUUGCGCAACUGCUUGCUCGCCAUUGUCGCCAGCCGCCUCGUCAUCAAAUCGGCAGCUCAGCGCGGACUAUGCACACAACUACGCUUACUCUAAACGGACGUGCAAGAGUACAGGUUUGUUCAUACUGGGACAUUCAGCGUCUAUAGCGGCACGGAGUCGAAUUCAGAGGUUGCGAAUUCCACCGAAAUGGCACCCUCUGCGCCAGUCGGUUAGAGUCUAAUUUAUGACUCCAAUUGCACCGGAAUCCCUCGCUGAAAACCAAUCAGUAAUGAUUCAGACCCCUUCCACUAUUUCAUUAUCACUAGUUCUAUUUCCACCACUACUUCUUCAUCACGGUUAUGCAAUAUUGGUGGAAUUUAGGUACGAACAUAUUUUUUCUCUUAAUCUGUGCUCAUCGUGGCUAUAUAGGUACGCACACACAUUCGUGUGUCACCUCUGUUAUUAAAUGUGGCAAUCACGUAAGACGAUGAAUGGCUCCUAACCCUUUAAGCAAUAGCCCAUAUACCCUCGUAAACGCGGCCUCUCCAUUACAACGACAGAAGUGAAAUUGUACGCUGGAAUGAUGAGCGGCAACAAAGCCAGCUGUGGAAGGAGAAUACGACGA